This is a messenger RNA of Xiphophorus maculatus (southern platyfish), 996 nucleotides long. Its product is annotated as meteorin-like protein. Gene Ontology annotation, molecular function: hormone activity. The transcript is spliced from 6 exons. The record is from RefSeq and is a predicted model, not a curated record. The coding region runs from base 1 to 996 and encodes 331 amino acids. NCBI's taxonomy places the organism in Eukaryota, Metazoa, Chordata, Actinopteri, Cyprinodontiformes, Poeciliidae.
AUGCUCCGGCCGUGGGCUACGCACUGGGUCGUGUUCGUGCUGGUGUGCCGGGCUGUGGCACAGUAUUCUAGUGACCUGUGCAGCUGGAGAGGAAGCGGUUUGAGCCAUGAAGCUCAUCGCAGAGAUGUGGAGCAGGUCUACCUCCGCUGCUCUCAGGGGUCCCUGGAGUGGCUCUACCCCACCGGGGCCAUCAUCGUCAACCUGCGACCCAACACGGAGUCUUCAUCCAGGCGCACGGCUGACGUCUUCGUCUGCAUCAAGCCUCAAACCUUCUCCCAGGGUUCUCAUGUGUACCUGGAGCACCAAGGAGACCUGAGGCUGCUGCUUUCAGACGCCGACCAGGCGCAGGGCGCGGUGCGCUGUUUCAGCCUGAAGGAGGGGGCUCUGUUUGUGGAGGCCGUCCCACAGAGAGACAUCAGCAGGAAGAUCACAGCUUUCCAGUAUGAGCUGGUGCCCAGUCAGGGACCAGGGGCCCAUAUGUACCCAUACCUGCAUCAGGGGCCAGCUGGCUGUGGCACUUUUGGAGAUGCAGCGUCGGGCUCAAACCAGCACCCCGUUGUCACGGUGACUCUGCGUCGGCUGUUCCAGCAGAAGAGCGGCCUGUUUGCGUGGGGCGGAGCCAGAGGACAGGGCUGGAGAGGACGGGUCAGCGUUCCCGCUCCGUGCGUUGUGCGUCCAGCAGAGGACGAGUACCUCCUGACCGGCUCUGUCCACUUUGGUGAGGCGUGGCUCGGCUGUGCGCCUCGCUAUAGAGACUUCUUAAAGCUACUGGUGACCAGGCAGUACCUCACCUCUUGCCUAAUGGCUGCUGGAGACGAGCACCAGCCCUCCAGAGACCCUGCAAAGAUAAGAGAUCCGAGAAGACCUCAACACGCGUCUUGCGCGCUGCUCAGCUCCAAGCCGAGCACUCUGCAGAAACCCAACUCCCCCCUUAACAGCAACAUCCAUAACAACCGGCCCUGGAAACGGCCCAGCUCGGCCUGCCAUCCCCGCUAA